Dentiscutata heterogama is the source of this 637-nucleotide messenger RNA. NCBI's taxonomy places the organism in Eukaryota, Fungi, Glomeromycota, Glomeromycetes, Diversisporales, Gigasporaceae. The record is from the annotation of a GenBank genome assembly.
UGAAGACAGCACUAGUGGUGACGAAUUUAAUAACUUUGAGGAUACUCGUAGCAUUAGUGAUGAUGAACUUAAUGAUAUUGAGAGUAGUAAUACAGAAAUAAGUGUUUUGAGAACUAAAGAAGUAAAUAACGUUAUUACAAGAUUGUUGCAAGCAGUCCCAGAAGUGACUAAUCAUCGGCCACUUAUAGCAAAUGCAUAUACAAGUAUAAAUGAUAGUGAUAAUACAAGUAUGAAUGAUGAAUCAACUAGUUCAGAUAGUGAUGAUUUUGAGGUUGAGAUUAUUAGAGACUACAAUUUAAUAUCUUCUAAAAACUUAAACAAUACAAUCAAGCAAUUAGAAAAUAAAUUCAAAAGUGAUAAGUAUAGUAAGAUCGAGAAAGCUCGUUUUUAUACAAUGUUAUCUUAUUUGUAUCUUGUAGAACGUGGCCGAAAGAGAGUUGAAGCAAGUACUAUUAUAGCAGAAGCAGCUAGGAAGAGUGUUUAUUAUGCCCAUUACAUAUAUGCAUGGCCAACAAAUUAUAUUCAGAAUGGUGCAAUUCUAAUUUCAAAACAAGGAAAACAUCCAAAAACCUGGAGUUUUUUAUGGGAUGAUGAUAUUUUGAUACAGAUUAAGUCUUUUUUCCAAUCAAACAAAUAG